Molecule: messenger RNA, 1969 nt
Organism: Morone saxatilis (striped sea-bass)
Lineage: Eukaryota; Metazoa; Chordata; Actinopteri; Moronidae
Gene: mmaa
Product: metabolism of cobalamin associated A
Cellular component (GO): cytoplasm
Molecular function (GO): GTP binding; GTPase activity
Source: RefSeq, a predicted model, not a curated record
CAACCGUGUUGAUAUGUAAGUGAACCUGCGGCAGCUGGUUCGAGAUGCCCCACAUUCACCCUAAAAUGCGACGGUUUGGCUUCUCCCUCCUCCGCCACAUCUCCCCCUUCGCUGUCCCCUCAGGCACCCGGACAUGCUGCCUCCACCAAGGGGUCUACACUGGUCCCCACACCUGCAACCAGAGCACCAUGCUGGGUCUCAUCUGCCAGCACAGGAGGGGUGUGAGCACAGCCCUUGGGCAGCACGUACAGGACCUGAGUGGGCCCGAGGAGAGACUGCUGAAUAAACUGUACCAAGGGCUGAUCGGAGGACAGCGGGCGUCUCUGGCCGAGUCCAUCACUUUGGUGGAGACCCAGCAUCCUCGCAAAAAAGAGCUGGCCCAGGUGCUGCUGCAGAGGGUGCUGGCCUACAGGAGGGAGCAGGAGAGUCGUAAUGCAGGGAAGCCAGUGGCAUUCAGAGUAGGUCUGUCCGGUCCUCCAGGAGCAGGGAAGUCGUCCUUCAUCGAGGUGGUGGGGAAGAUGUUGACAGCGCGUGGACAUAAAGUUUCAGUGCUGGCUGUUGACCCGUCCUCCUGCACUACGGGAGGGUCUCUGUUGGGUGAUAAGACUCGUAUGACUGAACUCUCCAGGGACAUGAAUGCCUUUAUCAGGCCAUCUCCGGCCUCAGGAACACUUGGUGGAGUCACCAGAACAACUAAUGAGGCCAUUGUUCUCUGUGAGGGUGCAGGAUACGACAUUGUCCUUGUGGAGACCGUAGGUGUGGGCCAGUCAGAGUUUGCAGUGGCUGACAUGGUUGACAUGUUUGUGCUGCUGAUUCCACCAGCAGGGGGCGAUGAACUUCAGGUGGUACGCGCCUCCUCAUACACCAGUGAGGGCAUCCCAGAGGUCUGGGCCAAGAUGGAGUUGUACCGGGACUCCAUGUUGGCCAGCGGUGAAUUUCAGGGCCGGCGGAGGGCCCAGCAGAAGGUUUGGAUGUGGAGUUUGAUCCAGGAGAACGUCCUCCAUCACUUCCAGAAUCACCCCAGUGUCAGAGAUACCCUACCCCACCUAGAGAAGAGGGUCACCAAAGGAGCCAUCUCCCCAGGCCUGGCCGCUGACCUGCUUCUCAAAGCCUUCUUGUCAUCAUCAUCAUAAUAAUCAGUGGGACUGCAAUUUUAGAGAAGGAUGGAUGCCGGAUGGAUGCCUCAUGGCUGAUCAGGGCCACUCAGUGCCAAGAAAAGCCAGGACAGUGUGAAAAUAUGUGACCUUGAUUCUUUGGUUUGCACAAAAAGAAACAGCCCUUCUGUUUUUAUACUUAAUUUAAAAUUUAAAACAUCUAAGAUAUAAGUCACCUCUCCACAGAAACACACAGUGUCUGCAUGCUUUAAUCCAAAUCAGGAGAGAGCUGAGAGUGCAGACAGUCGACACUGCCCGCCUACUGCUCCAAGACCCAUCCAUAUUUGGGACAGUGGACAAACAUUUCAAUUGUGUUUAACUGUGCUGUGAGAUAUGAAAUGUUACGCUGCCAAAGGCCUGCUUUUUUUUCUAAAGCAGAUACUGGACAUGGACACUACAGACCCUCAGGAACAGUUUAAAUAUACGGAGGACUGUAAAGGCCAUGUUGUUACAUUUGGACAGUCGUUUGCACAAUACUCAUCGCUUUUAUAAAUACAGGUUCACUAAGUGGUGACAUGCCAUAAAUGUUGACAUGACAAAUACUGUGGUGGAAAUAUUAUUUGUGGUGAUGUAUUUUACUGAGACUCUUGCCCACCCUCCUCCUACAGUGACCAAUAAUAGACACUAUGUGUAACCCACAAAGGAAAGUGAAAGGAUCAGACUUAGAGAAAUGGGAUGGGUUAUGAUCUCUCGUGUCUCUUGUUAAUCUGCCAUGGACAUUGUUCUAAUAACAAACACAUUUUUAUUGGAAAAGCAACUGGACACUUUUUGUUUCUGACUUGAAUAUUUUAUUAAACGAAUGAUGUGAAUCUUAA